This is a messenger RNA of Pocillopora verrucosa, 1034 nucleotides long. Lineage: Eukaryota; Metazoa; Cnidaria; Anthozoa; Scleractinia; Pocilloporidae. The record is from RefSeq and is a predicted model, not a curated record.
AUGCCUAAGUCAUCAAAGAAAGACUUAAGUGCUGAUGAUAUACAUCUGAUUGAACAAGGCACCAUUGGUCAGUCUGAGAAUGAGGCAUGGCACGAUUACAGAAAAGGCCAAUUAACUGCCUCUAAUUUCUAUAGAGUGUACACAAAAGUUGAAACCCUUAAAACUAAGGGGGGUGAUGCACAGGAACUAGUGGACACAAUCCAGGGUAAAAGUAAUGGACCGUCGGAACAUUUACCUGCUCUAAAAUAUGGAAGAAACAUGGAGAAAGUUGCUAAGGAUAAGUAUGUGAAACUGUUUCAGAGGGAGCACAAAGAUGCAAAAUUCAGAGAGUGUGGACUAUUUAUUGAUGAAUCUGACCAAUUCAUUGGAGCAUCCCCUGAUCUGCUUGUUGAAUGUUCCUGUUGUGGAUUAGGGGUGCUAGAAGUGAAGUGCCCUUAUUCUAUUGUUAAUGAUUUACCAUCAGAAGACAAUCUUUCCUACCUGGUAAAGAUUAAUGGCAAAAUUGUCUUGAAAGAGAAGCAUGCAUAUUUUGCACAGAUACAGGGACAAAUGGCUGUGACAAAGAGAACAUGGUGUCACUUCCUGGUCUACACCCAAAAGGGUUAUCAUCUGGAGCUAAUCAAGUUCAAUAAUGAUUACUGGGAAAAGAUAAAGCAAAACCUAAUUUGGUUUUAUAAUAAGUAUUUAAGUGAAUGAAUGCUCGUUAAUUAUAACUUGAUACAAAACUUUAUUUACAUGGUGUAAACACUAAAAAUACAUUUGUACAUUUUAUAUACAAUUUAGAAUUUUUACAAUUUCAUAUCUGGAAAAACUGGUCUGACAGUUCUAAAUUGAACUCAAAUAGUCUCUGAAUAGAACAGUAAAAUUGUCUGUUGUGGAAACUGGAAUGGAUGAAUCAAAUCAUGAAAUUUUAUACAAGUAAUGCAUUGACCACACUUCAGUAUGAUUGAAAAUGUUACAGUUUGAUAUUGUUUGCAGUUAUAUAUAUAGUAAUAAUAAAUAAUAUAUUAUUUAUUUGUGUUCAGCGACACAUG